CCAGCUUUUCCUCCUCCGCAACGACAGCUCAUCCCGCUUCUUCCUCCUUCACCAUCAGCACAAGUCAUCGCCAACCGCACGGAAAAUAAUCGACAGGAAGACGCGUCGGAAAGGGUCUCUGGCGACAACUCUGAGCGACUCUGGAUCUUUAUUCUCCGGAACUUUUGAAGGCGGCACCGGGCAUUUAACUUGCCUGUUUGAUUGCCGCUUCUUAGAUUUACGGCGAUCGUUCCAUUUCGUCCCCUUCUUUUUUGUGACUGUCUGCGCUCGCUCUUUUCUUCGAGCGGUCGACGGUCAUGUUGUAAUCUGCGCGACCUUCAUCAAUCCACGCUGCGAACCACGUUAAGGUCGCGAAGCCAGCUCUCCCCAGAAGGCAAGAUAAGUCGCGCUGAACAGAGAGUGAGAGAGAGACACGAACUGCAGGGUAUGAUACACUUCUCCCCCCAAGCCAACCUCACAUUUGUCCCCUUUCCCACGCUUCCCAACACCUCCCCUUUCCCCAAAAUCACCACUCAUCUGUCCAACACACCGCCAUCAUGAUGAGCGCGAUUCCCAUCAGCAUCAUCCGGUCACCAUCCACUCCUCAAAGGAGACGCAGACAUGGCGAUGUUUGUUUGAGUGAAAAUUCUUGAUGAAGCCUUGGCGUUCGAACUCAACCCGCACUGGACUUGUGCAGCGAUAAAUUUGCAAAGUCGGAACAGAUCAGGGGCAGACGCAGACACUACGCGCGUGGAAAUGUGGACAAGGACACGAGUGAACCUCAUGUUUAGAAUGUUUUGCAAAGCAGAACGCCUUGUUCCGCGGCGCGGCGGGCAUCGGUUGGUACAUCCACCAUGCGAAAAGGGAUACAGGAGGGCCAAGAGCAAGCAGACCGGGCAAUUCAGACGGCUCAGUUCCUCUCAAGGAUACUUGUCGAUGUUGCGAAGAGUGGCUUUCAUCCUCCACCUCUUCAGCUUCGCGUACAUCAAUCCCACUCCAUUCGACUUCGCCAUUCAAGACUUGCUGCGCAAGUUGCAGACAGAUGGGAUAUUGGAUUGGGUGCAGAGGGCGGGUCUACGGGCAGUGCACCUGACCCUUCCCCCCCUCGACGUGCGCUGUCUCGGGCCUUGGACCUCCACCACAGCGAACGGUCGGCUGGAUGUAGCCCACUGGAAACAAGGGACCACCCAACACCUUCUGGCCACCUCAACUCAGCUCUCCUUCACCACUCGCCGUCGGCUAGGAGACAGACAAUCCACGCUGGAAAACAGAAGCACUGAGAAAAGAACGUCUGCCAUUGAAGCCAAAUUCAUCACCUCCCGGCGCGGAGUCAAUUUUCACUGCAAAUCAAUCAAGCGUCCAUCGCCCAUCAAUCACGCAACCCAGGAAAACUGUCAACAAACACUUCAAUGCCCUCCAUCUCCAACUUCGCAAGAGGGCGACCUUCCCAGCUUCUUUAAGUGCUCUUCAGGAGUUGGCUUCUCCUCCAAUCCAGCACCGCUCGCGCUUCAAGGGUCCCAUCAACUGCGCCUUCCACAGGCACCAAAACAUCAAACGAUUUCACUACAGACCAAGUGGUCGGGGGACAAAAAUCGCACUUCUACAUGUCAAUCUCACAUCGACACUUCAUACACAAACCACACACGCCGUCUUGCCAUAUCCAUGCCGUUCCUGAUUGCUAACCAACGUUUACAGUUCUCUCCAGGCAAGAUACAACACGAUCGCCCUCCAUCAUUCCCCUACCAUCACAAUUCUGUGUCUUCGGCGCAUUCACCACACCACAAUCCCUGCCGCCUCGACGCAUUCAGACUAGUGCAUUCCUCCAUCACCCACUGCUACAUCAAGGUAAGCUGCAAGCCGACGGCCGGCAAUUAACCGCUCCGACCCCCGUCCUUCUCCACUUCAUGUUCCUCGACAGCAAGUUUAGCCGGGAGGAAUACCUUUGAAGAUUUUAUUCCACCCAUCGAACCUUAACUUCCUCCAAACUCUUAUCUCCACCCCACCUCUUGAAAGAGUUUCUUCUCCCAUACCCCCAACGCUUCCAUCCCUGGCAGCCCCCAAUCAGCGUCGAGUUUUCUUCCCUCGCUCGUCUGAUCACCCUGCUGCACCGUCACGCUAGAAGGCGUGCCAAAAGUAGUGCACCUCCAUCGGAUAGAUGCUAAUUGGCUCCAGCUGUGCAGUGCUCUCCACCAAUGAUUGUAUGAGGAUUUCUUAAACUUCAUCGUCUCUCAGAGCGUCUUCUUCCAUAACGGAGGAAGAGGCCGAUAUAAUGCAGAACUGGCAGCAAAAUGGCCAGACGGGUUCUGCUCAAGGCCACAAUAAUAUGUGGUCGGGCUCCUACGCGUUCCCUGAUGGAUCCAACCAGUUCGAUGCCUCCCAAAAUUGGCAGCAUCAAAUUCCCAACCAAAAUGCUUUCCCACAACUUGCCCCACGAGGGGGAGGCAACACAAACGAGAAUAAUCUCUAUGCUUCACCACAUCAAGGGCAUGCUGUCGUAGCCAACGACCACAACGGCAUGUCGACAUUGAAUCACGGAAACUUCCAUAACGGCCAUGGCCAAUUCUCGCUUGACACUGCAUACACAGACGCUGGCCAAGAAGACCCUUUGGCUAGUCUAAGUGAAUACCCCCAAGACUUGUACGGCCAGCCGAGCAAGGCUGAUUUUAACAACGCCAACAUCGACAACCUCAACCACAGUCAUACUCCUGACUUCACACAGCAACAGUUUCAAUACAACGGUCAGGCUAAUCAGCUGUUCAAUGGAAAUGUUCCUCAAUAUACCGAGGCUCAACUCAUGCCUCAGCAUGGCCACCAGUCCCAGGCGCAGCUGCAGCAGCGCUUCGACUCUGUUCCCCAGUCAUUCUCACCCGCUCCUCAGGGCUAUGUUCCAUCACCUCAACAACAUCAGGCUCAGCCUGAGAGAGUCUUUUCUCAAUCACCUCAUCCCUUUCAGGGUCAGCCGCCUCGUCAACAAAACAGCCAGGGAUUCUCUACUCAGACGCCUCCGCCAUCUUUCCAGCAAAAUCAACCGCCGCAAUACCAGCAGAGCAAGUUUGUCCCUCAGCAAAUGUCUUAUGCUCAGCCUGUAGCAAGAUCACCUUUUCAACCCGUUGCUGCAAGGCAGAUGCCAGGUCAGGACUCGACACCUCAGCAAUCUCCGCAAGCCCAGCAACAACAACCAAUACACCAGGCCAAGCCAGUCCCUUCACCAGCGCCGGCUCGUCAAAUUCAACCACAACAGCUACAGCCGCAGCCGCAACCACAGCCGCAGCAGCUAUCACAUCAGCCGCAGCAGCAGCAGCCGUUGCAGCCGUUGCAGCCAUCACAACCGCAGCUCAUCGCUGCAGCGCCGGCUUCUCAACCUGAGACGCCUAUCAUCGACCCUGCACUCCAACCUGAGCCGGCGCCGCAGAAGAAGCGCAAGCGUGUCGUCAAGAAGGAGCCCGAACCUGAACAAGCCGACUCCCCUGGCGAUACGACUGUUAAAAAGGGAGAAGAUGGAGAAACACUGGUCCUGCCUUCUAGCACCGAGGAAGAAUUGUCUCUCCUGGCACAAUUCAAGAAACGCAACGCCACAUCCAAGAAGCAGUUCCCUCCCAUUCCCGGAGCUUCGUUUCUUGUUGCUACUGGCUCAGCCAAGUUGAUCCCGCCCAAGAGUUACGACCGACUCGCGCCUCUAGUCGCUUUGCCGUCGCCCAAUGGAAGACGUAUCUUGCCCGAACUCCGCCCCGAUCUUCCAUGUGAAAUUCAAGGGAGGUUCAUGGAAAACUACAAGCCGUCCCCAAACUUUGUCGGAAAACCGGACGAUCGCGAGACGGAGGCAAGACCCCUCAUUGACCAAUAUCAACGUGAGAUGACGAGCUUGGGUCUUCGGCGACCUAAGUACGCCGACUACCCCUUCGCCUUUCAGGAACAGCUCAAGGCCGACGAGGCCGCCAAAUCCAAAGCCCAGAGAAAGGCUCGAAAGGAAGAGGAAGAAGAACGAAAGAAGCCCAUUCGUCCUGAGAAGCGGCCAGCAGACCCUAUUGAGGGUGCUGUCUGGGACAUCCUUGGCAUUGUCUACAUUGAUCCUUCCGCGACCAGAACUAAUGCGCUCAUUGCUGGCGCCGUUCAGUCUCUCGGUGAGUUCUUCAUCAAGCUGAGAUCGGAGACGAACCGUUUGAAGCAGGAACUCGAUCAGGCAACAAAGGAGAAGAAGCCUGAGAAGGAAAUUUCAGAGUGGAAUAAAAAGCUCGACGUCAAGAAGGAGACCUUCACUCGAGUUUGCGAAGCGGCAGCCAAACACGGCGAUGAGGCCGUGCUGGAGAACUUUGGCGGUCAUCAGAAGGGCAUCUUGAGUCUGGUCAACAUGUUGAUAGGCGCCAUCAAGGCUGGUGAUUUCAGCGGACCUCUGCCCAAGGCUCUUCUUCGAUUCAUGUCAAAUAUCAGCAUGUUCAAGAAAGUUACAGAAGCUGUCAACUUCGAGAAUGUGCGGAAGCGCCUUGCUGACAAGGGCGAUGCUGAGGUCAAGGAACUGGUCCGUACGAUAGCGUCGAGGAUUAAGAAAGACACAGAAACAGCCAACGGGGUCGAGAUCAAGAAGACAACGUCGGCUGCUCCUGUCAGCAAAGUCACCAAACCGAUCGCUAAGCCUAUUGAUGGCUCUCCUGCCAAGAGAGUUCGGGAUGAGGAAACCGAUUCUCGCAUUACCAAGAAAAUAGCCGUCGAGUCAACAACAGGUGGUGUGCUAGGUAACAAGGUCGGGGCCAAGCCGGUUGCCGGAAGUCUGCAAUCCAAGUUUGCUGGUGUAAAGCGACCAGUGCAAUCGACUACCCUUGCCAGCAAAAUUCGGGCGCCUAAGCCAGUUGGGACAAGGGACGUCCCUAAGGGUGAGCCUUCGAAAUCCGAAGGACCCAACACGGCCACGCCUAUGGAUGUAGACAAGAAGCCAGCAGCAUCAGCAGUCAAGCCCGAGUCAAGGGCGUCUGCUCCCAAGGCCGCUGUCUCCGGCGGCUCCUCUUUGUCCAGCAUUGCUUCUCUACUCGACUCCAUUACCGCGCCUAAGCCAGACGGGCCCUCAACACAGGCGAAGGAUUCGAGCAAGAAAGAUAUCUCGGAAACACCUGAACAGAAGGCAAAGCGACUUCGUAAAGAGGCCCGCCGCCAUCUACGUGUCAGCUUCAAGCCCCCUGAAGAGCUGGUGGAGAUUCGCAUUUUCACCAAAGAGGUCGCAGAAGGCGAAGAUAAUAUGACCAAGGACGCAGCGGAUGACCGAUCCGAGGGAAUGAUGCUCAAGCAGCGUAAUUACAAUGAGGACGAUGACGAGGAGGACGAGUUGCCAGAGAAGCCUUGGAGCAUGCCUACCCUCGCCGACCUUUCUGGAAUCCCCGAAGACAUUCGCAAAAAGUCUUACGUCACUCGUGGCGGUAACCUGACUUUCCACACAGAGGAACAGAAAGCCAUAGAGGAGCGGGAGAAGAAGGAGCUCAUGGUCACCUACAUGGACAUUGCCGACAUUCCGCCUACACCCAAGUCUCCAGCCCCCGAGUCUGCGACGGUCACGAGCGAUUCUGAGGGCAAAGUCUAUCAGUUGCCUCAGGGUGAGCCGAAAUUUGACGAGAUCCACAAGCGCUGGAAGGAGACACAGACAUUCGGUUGGGAGGCGGCGCAGUACUAUGCUCGCAAGCGCCUUGAUGCCAAGGACGACCCCGGUGCGAAGAUCAACUCGAUUUUGGGCAACCUCAAGCCAAUUGCCCCGGCCGUGGUGCCCGAACCGUACAACAUGACACCGCCCAAGGAGCACGCGCAGCCGAUCCUGCCUCCCGCAGUGGAGAUGCAGCCCGUUCCGGCGAUACCUUUCGACGAUAAAGUCCACAGCAUUCUCACCUCCGACGAGGUGAAGACCUGGCGUGAUGCCAACCCGUUCAACUCGGCUGCCCCACAGACUCACCGACGCUACGACUAUCCGGACCCCAACAUUCAAGCAGCCGCCAACCAGGUCGAGGAGGCGGCUGAGACGUUGCGAGGACUGCCAUACCCGGCGACUAGUCCACCAGCAUACUUGGCAAAUGACCAGGAAAGAACGAGAGAGUGGUGGGCCGGAUACCAGAAGGACGUUGCGGUGAGAGCCAGGAAGGAGGCAGAGGAUACAGCUCGUAACGCACCCCAGAACGAGGCCCAGACUCAACAACCCGCUGCAUCUGAAACUCAAGAGCAGCAGUGGGCAGCUUAUUACCAGCAACAGCAACAAUACGCACAGUACAUGGCCAUGCUACAGGGCGGACAACCUCAGCAACCAGCUCAAGCAGCACCUACCCCGGCUCCCGCGGCACAGCCUUCACAAGACUCUCAGCUUCAAGCGAUGCUCGCUCAGAUGGCCCAGCAGCAGCCGGCAUCGCAAGGCAACGCAUAUGGGCUGAACGCAUCAGACACUGGCUACCAGCAGCUGAUGAUGCUCGCACAGCUCCAGCAGCAGCCUCAGCAGCAGCAGCAGCAAGCACCGCCUCCGCCAGCCGCUCCACAGUCUCCGCCUGAGCACGACGCGAACUCGUAUAAGCCUCCUCCCCACCUUCAGCGCCAGCUUGUGGACUACAGCGACCGAGACACUAGAGACGAGUUCGAGCAUCACGGUGGACGCGAGCGGGAUAGGGAACGCGGCCGUGAUCGUGAUCGCGAAGGAAAGGGUGGUAAGCAGGGCAAGAACCGCAAGGGCAACGCUCCUGGCGGCGCCACGCUCGCUCCCCAUCGCCCUGUCAAUCGGGCUCUCAUCGGAACCAAGCCUUGCAGCUUUUGGCAGCAGGGCAAGUGCGCUAGAGGGGAGAAGUGCACUUUCAGGCACGACAAUUAAAUCUGCAAACGCCAUGCGGACUAUGUACAUUCUAGUCACAGUUGGCUGGAUCUGGGGAACAGGAACCCCGGGAUUUUCUUUUGUUAUAAUACUCGCCGAACCUGGGAAGCGAGGGAUUCGGACACGUCCCAUGAGGCAGAGGUUGGGAAAACGAAGACAGCCCGGGGAAUGUAACAGGGCAGAGGUCUUUUUUCCUCUUGUUUUUCGGCAUAGCAUUAUCAGGAACUGGGGUCUAGCAUUUGCAUCAACGAAGUCGUGGAUCAUGGAAACAGGGAUGGGUCUUGAGGAAACAUGCAUAACAGGACUGGACGGGGGUUUUGAGAUGAUCAUUGUUGCGGCCACUUCGCGUGCCGCUUACUUACCUGGUCCCAAUGGACCAGACCAGUACCUUUGUACACUAGCCACC
Molecule: messenger RNA, 7211 nt
Organism: Colletotrichum scovillei
Lineage: Eukaryota; Fungi; Ascomycota; Sordariomycetes; Glomerellales; Glomerellaceae
Exons: 1
Coding region: 2249-6805 (1518 amino acids)
Molecular function (GO): metal ion binding
Source: RefSeq, a predicted model, not a curated record